Molecule: messenger RNA, 720 nt
Organism: Effrenium voratum
Lineage: Eukaryota; Dinophyceae; Suessiales; Symbiodiniaceae
Source: the annotation of a GenBank genome assembly
AUGGCUUGGCGCCUCGCGCUGUUUCUGGCGCCAGUGGCCAGUGCUUUGUCCACGGAGGGCGUGGCCAACCACCCCAAGACCCGGGCUGAGAGGCUGGAGGCUCAGACUUUGCGCUUCGAGCGGGAGGCGGCGGAGGCGGAGGAAGAGGCCGCUGGCUGGGAGCGCCGCGCCCAGAACGCGGCCACCGACGCCGGGGCGGUCACCGAGCAAGUGCAGUCGGCUCUGCGCAAGCGCGGGGUCUUGUCCUGGGUGAGGGAGAGUGGCAGCUUUAAGCGGAUGCUCAACUCCCGGAGCUCGGCGCACGCGAGCCACGCCGCGGCGGUGGCCAAGGCGCCCUACGUGAAGGCAGAGCUGUCCUACACCCAGUCCCAGGUGGACUAUACCAAAGCGGCCGCGGCUUGGAAGGCGGAGGCGGAUGCCACCCAGCAAGCGGUGCAGCGGCUGCAGGGCUACGUGGACCAGUAUCGGCUCAGCGGCAUGGAGCAGGAGGCGGCGACGUAUUCGAAAGAGGCGGAGGACUUGGCGAAGCAUGCGGAGGACGCAACCCGCGUGGCGGAGAAGUAUGCCCGCAUCGCCGGGCGCAUCACUGAGGCAAUCCCCACGAUCAAGAAGAUGGAGGACAUGGCGGCGGCCCACGCGCGCUGGGCCGAGCAGCCCUUCCCAGAGACGCAGCCCCAGGAGUUGGUGACUCUCACGGUCGCCCCGCCGCUCGCACUCUGA